AUAGAUGCCCACUUGGAAGGAGAGUUGGGGUUAAAUUGGGGGCAUUUUCUUUCUUAAAAUUAAAGAGCGGCAGCGGUGCCUUGUAGAUGUGUAUAAUAAAAGGACAAGCGUAAAUGCGGCUCAUAUUCUCCUUCAUCUUGUCUACUUGCAACAUUUACAUUUCCUGCCCUUUAUUAUUAUAUUAUUAUUAUUGCUCCGUAUUGUUUUAUUAUUAAUGAAUUAUUAUUAGUAAUAUGUGUAUGUAUAUUGGUUUUGAUUUACCCCUCGCAAUAUUUACGUAUUCAAUGAAUCCUCAGUAGCUUCCUAACCUUUCCUCUCUUUGUAUCUCUCUCUCUAUAUAUAGUAUUGAUCGAAUUGGUUGGGUGAUUGAGCGCGGCUUAGAAGGCUCAUGAUCUUCGUCCACUACAACCUUCAAAGUUGCGUGGCGAACUAAACGAAAAGGGGCAUUAAUGGGUGGAGAAAAAUCCAUCACUCUUGAUGACAUCAAGAAUGAAACUGUUGAUCUGGAGAAGAUCCCAAUUCAGGAAGUGUUUGAACAGCUGAAAUGUAGCCACGAGGGGCUGACCUCAGAGGAGGGAGCUAACAGGCUUCAACUAUUCGGACCAAACAAGUUAGAAGAGAAGAAGGAAAGCAAGGUACUGAAGUUCCUCGGGUUUAUGUGGAACCCACUGUCAUGGGUCAUGGAAGCUGCUGCCAUAAUGGCAAUUGCACUAGCCAAUGGAGAUGGGAGGCCCCCGGAUUGGCAGGACUUUGUGGGUAUCAUUUGUCUGCUCGUCAUCAACUCAACCAUCAGUUUUAUUGAAGAAAACAAUGCUGGAAAUGCUGCUGCUGCUCUUAUGGCUGGACUUGCUCCCAAGACCAAGGUUCUGAGAGAUGGGCGUUGGAGUGAACAGGACGCUGCGAUUCUGGUCCCAGGAGAUAUUGUGAGCAUAAAAUUGGGAGACAUCAUUCCCGCGGAUGCUCGUCUUCUAGAAGGUGAUCCAUUAAAGGUUGAUCAGUCUGCACUUACUGGGGAAUCUCUCCCAGUGACCAAGUCUCCAGGAGAUGAAGUCUUCUCCGGGUCAACGUGCAAACAAGGAGAGAUUGAAGCUGUUGUUAUCGCCACAGGGGUUCAUACUUUCUUUGGAAAGGCAGCUCACCUUGUUGACAGCACUAACCAGGUUGGCCACUUCCAGAAAGUGCUCACUGCCAUUGGGAACUUCUGCAUCUGUUCAAUUGCUGUGGGGAUGCUAGCAGAAAUCAUUGUGAUGUACCCGAUUCAGCACAGGAAGUACAGGGAUGGAAUAGACAAUCUGCUUGUUCUCUUGAUUGGCGGCAUUCCCAUUGCCAUGCCAACCGUCUUGUCAGUCACAAUGGCCAUUGGAUCGCACAGGCUGUCACAGCAGGGUGCCAUCACCAAGAGAAUGACUGCGAUUGAGGAGAUGGCGGGGAUGGAUGUGUUGUGCAGUGAUAAGACAGGGACCUUAACUCUAAACAAGCUUAGCGUUGAUAAAAACCUGAUUGAGGUCUUUGCAAAAGAUGUGGAUAAAGAGCACGUUCUCCUUUUCGCUGCAAGGGCUUCAAGAACUGAAAAUCAGGAUGCUAUUGAUGCUGCCAUGGUCGGCAUGCUUGCUGAUCCUAAGGAGGCACGAGCUGGUAUUCGUGAAAUCCAUUUCCUGCCCUUCAAUCCCGUGGAGAAGAGGACUGCCCUAACAUACAUUGAUUCUAAUGGCAAUUGGCACCGUGUGAGUAAAGGUGCCCCAGAACAGAUUUUGGAACUCUGCAAAGCUAGCGAGGACCUCAAGAGAAAGGUUCAUUCCGUGAUUGAUAAGUAUGCUGAACGUGGGCUUAGGUCGUUGGCUGUGGCUAGACAGGAAGUGCCAGAGAAAACAAAAGACAGUAUGGGAAACGCUUGGCAAUUUGUUGGAUUGUUGCCCCUCUUUGAUCCUCCCCGUCAUGAUAGCGCUGAAACCAUUCGCAGGGCCUUGAAUCUUGGCGUUAAUGUUAAAAUGAUCACUGGUGAUCAACUUGCAAUCGGCAAGGAGACAGGUCGUAGACUUGGAAUGGGAACAAACAUGUACCCAUCUGCUUCUUUACUUGGCCAACAUAAAGAUGCAUCUAUUGCUGCUCUUCCGGUGGAGGAACUUAUUGAAAAAGCUGAUGGUUUUGCUGGAGUGUUUCCAGAACACAAAUAUGAAAUCGUGAAGAAAUUGCAAGAGAGGAAGCACAUUGUUGGAAUGACAGGAGAUGGUGUGAAUGAUGCUCCAGCUCUAAAGAAGGCUGAUAUUGGAAUCGCGGUUGCUGAUGCUACUGAUGCUGCAAGGGGCGCAUCUGAUAUUGUGCUUACUGAGCCGGGGCUAAGUGUUAUUAUCUGUGCUGUCUUAACUAGUAGAGCCAUUUUCCAGAGGAUGAAGAACUACACUAUCUAUGCGGUUUCCAUCACAAUACGUAUUGUGUUUGGUUUCAUGUUUAUUGCUUUGAUAUGGAAGUAUGACUUCUCUGCUUUUAUGGUUCUUAUCAUAGCCAUUCUAAACGAUGGAACCAUCAUGACAAUCUCUAAGGAUAGAGUAAAACCGUCACCGUUGCCAGAUAGUUGGAAAUUGAAGGAGAUUUUUGCCACUGGUGUUGUUCUUGGAAGUUAUUUGGCGUUGAUGACAGUGGUCUUCUUCUGGAUUAUGCAUGAUACCGACUUUUUCUCUGAUAAAUUUGGAGUGAGGUCACUGAGGAAUAGCGAUGAGGAAAUGAUGGCAGCGCUAUACCUACAAGUCAGUAUAGUGAGCCAGGCUCUCAUCUUUGUCACCAGAUCCCGAAGCUGGUCUUUUAUUGAACGCCCAGGACUUCUCUUACUUAUUGCUUUUUUUAUCGCCCAACUGGUUGCAACCUUGAUAGCUGUGUACGCGAACUGGGGAUUCGCGAGGAUCAAAGGAUGUGGUUGGGGAUGGGCGGGUGUGGUGUGGCUUUACAGCAUUGUUUUCUAUAUCCCACUUGACGUGCUGAAGUUUGCCACUCGUUACGCCUUAAGCGGAAAGGCAUGGCUUAAUUUGUUGGAGAACAAGACUGCCUUUACCACAAAGAAGGACUACGGGAAAGAGGAGAGGGAAGCACAAUGGGCUCAUGCUCAGAGGACUCUACACGGACUACAACCCCCCGAAUCUUCUAAUCUCUUCAAUGAGAAGAGCAGCUAUAGGGAGCUGUCUGAAAUAGCAGAACAGGCCAAACGUAGAGCCGAUAUGGCCAGGCUCCGAGAACUGCAUACGCUCAAAGGGCAUGUUGAGUCAGUGGUGAAGCUCAAAGGUUUGGACAUCGAAACUAUCCAGCAGCAUUAUACUCUGUAAACAGUCUCAGUUUUCCAUAAAUUGCCAGCUUAGGUGUCAAAGCAGGCACUUCAACAAUGACAGACCUGAGAGACCAGCUUAUUGCAACUCCACAACACAAACAGGGUCUUGAUUAUUAGUUAACAAGUAUAAACCUGUCUUGUCUUCUUCUUAGACAUACAAUGCACUAAGUUUUAUUGAGUUGUGAUAUCAUGUAUUUGUACUUGUAUUUGUAGUGCAUUUUUAUUUGGGGUAUUUGAUGGCAUACUUAAUUCCUUC
Messenger RNA from Cuscuta epithymum, 3572 nucleotides. The record is from the annotation of a GenBank genome assembly. Lineage: Eukaryota; Viridiplantae; Streptophyta; Magnoliopsida; Solanales; Convolvulaceae.